UGCUGUUCGUAACUCACUUGGUUGAAACACAGACGUCGAAAAUGAUUUUAUUUAUAACUUCAUUUAUCGUUGUUUUAAUAUUUUAUAAGAUAUAUAUCUCAUUAACAAAAAAUCAUGAUUAUUGGAAAAAGAAAAAUGUUCCGUAUUUGAAGCCGAGACUAAUUUUUGGCAAUUUUAGUGAUUACAUUAUGUUUAAAAAAAGCAAUUCGGCUGUUAUGUGUGAAAUUUGUAACCUGUUCCCCGAAGAGCCCUACGUCGGCGUCUUUUAUGGGACAGCACCAGCUCUCGUCGUCAAGGAUCCUAAAAUCUUGAAACUAGUGUUGACACAGGACUUCUAUUACUUCAAUGGCAGAGAAAAUACAGACUACGCCAACAGAGAACCCAUUACAACGAACAUGUUUUCCAAUGGAGGUGAUCAUUGGAAAGUACUACGACAGAAUUUAACUCCACUUUUCACAUCUGCAAAGUUAAAGAAUAUGUUUCCAACAAUCGCUGAGUGUGCUGAGGAAAUGGACAUUUACCUUAAGGAUGAGAUACAUAUUUCAGACAAUAUAAAUAUAAAGUCCUUGUUUACCAGAUACUCGAUGGAAUCUAUUAUUAGAAGUAUAUUUGGCCUAAAAGCAAACACCAUGAAGAGAGAUGAUGGUGUUAAUCCAUUUGUUACUAUAGGAGAAGCAAUAGUUGCAUCAUCAACCACGGCGGGUUUAAAAAAUAUUGCUCGAGCUAUGUGGCCCGAUUUAUUUUACGCAUUGGGUUUUCAGCUGUUCGAUGAGAGAAUUGAAAAAUUUUUCAACCACUUAUUCACAGGAUCACGUAAAAAUCGUUCUACUGAGGAUACUUUAAAUAAAAACUUUGUUGAUCUUAUUUUGAGCUGGGAAAAAAAACAAUACAUAACUGGAGACGGUUUUAGCAAUGACGGAUGUAAUGAGAGGAAGACACAAAGAAUUGAAGUAAAUGAAGCGCUACUCGUGGCACAAUGCACUUUAUUCUUUGGAGCUGGAUUCGAAACAACAUCGUCUACAAUAAAUUACCUUCUGUAUGAACUGGCCAAAAAUAAACAAGCUCAAGACAAGGUUAUAGAAGAAGUAGAUGCGUAUUUUAAUAAACAUGGUGUUAUUAAAUACGAAUGUGUGAACGAAUUGCCAUAUGUUGAAGCAUGUAUUGAAGAAGCGCUUCGUCUUUAUCCAGUGUUGCCUCUUAUCACCAGGGAAGUGAUGAAUAGCUACAUUUUGCCAACCGGUCUUCGACUAAAGAAAGGUGAUCGCAUACAUAUACCCAUUGAUUACAUCCAUCGGCAACCGGAAAACUUCCCGGAUCCCACCUCAUACCGUCCCGAACGAUUCUUUGGCGAUGAGAAGAAGAAAAUCAAACAAUACACCUACAUGCCAUUCGGUGAAGGACCAAGAGUUUGCAUUGGUGCUCGUUUUGCAAGAAUGGUUAUGUACGCAGGACUCCUGACUAUAUUCAGGAAGUAUAGGGUCGAGCUCGGAGAUAACAUGCCGCAUACUUUGGAAUUUAAGCCAGUGUCCCCUGUACUCCAAGCUACAAUUAAUAUUUGAAGACCAAUUUUGAUGACGCCGAUUAAUAGAUUAUUCUCAUGCGUUUACAUGAGUACACGCAAGAUUGCGGUGGGUCAGAAUUAAGUAUUGUCAUUUAAAUUUAGAAAACAUUAACUCUCAAAUAUAGAAAAAAAA
Messenger RNA from Vanessa atalanta (red admiral), 1694 nucleotides. RefSeq names its product cytochrome P450 6B5-like. The coding region runs from base 42 to 1559 and encodes 505 amino acids. Gene Ontology annotation, molecular function: heme binding; iron ion binding; oxidoreductase activity, acting on paired donors, with incorporation or reduction of molecular oxygen. The record is from RefSeq and is a predicted model, not a curated record. Lineage: Eukaryota; Metazoa; Arthropoda; Insecta; Lepidoptera; Nymphalidae. The transcript is spliced from 3 exons.